UAUUUGUGUCCCUUUUAAUAUUCGCGACUACUUUGUUCUGAGUUCGGAGUUGAGAUAUUUAUUUUUGACAGAGAUAUUUGUUUGAAAAUGGCUACCGCGGGACAACAACCAAAACCGAAAGGGAGAAUACAGUUAAUUAGAUCUUCACUACCAUACCAAGUUUUACUAUAUUUGAAUGGAUGGUACUUUGGAUUCUUUUUCAUUUGUGAAAUACUCAUUUUCAUAUUUAAAGGAGAAUCAUUACCCUAUGCUGAAAAUGUGUUACCUGCUGAAGUCAUACUGGUUUUCCUGCUAGCAGCAAUUGAAGCUCUCAGAAUUUUCUUUGCUCAGAAAGGUAACCUAACAGAAAGAAUAGUUGGUGUAUUAGUAUCUAUAUUACUAAGUAUACCUGCUGUUCUUGGAGCUUUAUAUUUAAUACUGUGGCAGACCUAUGUCUUGAGAGUUGAUGUAAUAUUAGCAUCAAUCCAGGUUGUGUUGAUAGGACUGGAACUCAUCUUUGGAAUUAUAUCUAUGAUCACAUUUGCAAGAGCUACGCCAUAUUAGAGAACUUUAAUGUGGUUCAUCUUUGACAGUUAUCUGACCUGGUGCUGAGGAAGGAUAUACAUGCACUAUAAGAUUCAUUUAUGAGUCACCCAAAUUUAUCAGAAAAAUUAUUUUUUUUGAGCCUUGAGUAAUUUGUAGACUAAACUUAGCUUGUUACUAGUCUUAAUGAAGAUCCUCAAGGUUAGCUCUCUAUCUUCUUAUCAUUAAUACAUGCUCAGUAGUUCUCUAAUAUUUUAUUCUUCCACAUCUGAUGUGUUAUCAGAUGCCAGUUGCAUAUAAUGGUAUUUUGUCAUUGACAAUUCAAGUGUGAUUGAUUUCCAGGCAAAUGAAAUGUAAAUGUACCAGAAGUGAUAAAGGAAUCUGUUAUACUUGAAUUCAGAAUGACAGACUUUAGAAAAUUAAAGUCCAGGAAUCAAAAAUUGUCUUACAGCAAGAUUAUCAUAUACCGUCCUAUAAAGAUAUAGUUUAUUCAUUCAUUUUGUGAUAAACAUUUAUUUUGUAAGAUAUUGUACAUUAACAUUUAGAUUUAAUAUUUUGUAUAUAUGAUAAUAGUAAAUAAUAAAUAUUUAUUGAAAUGAAAA
This is a messenger RNA of Mytilus californianus (California mussel), 1124 nucleotides long. Its product is annotated as transmembrane protein 216-like. Gene Ontology annotation, cellular component: ciliary transition zone. The record is from RefSeq and is a predicted model, not a curated record. Lineage: Eukaryota; Metazoa; Mollusca; Bivalvia; Mytilida; Mytilidae. The transcript has 6 exons. Gene Ontology annotation, biological process: non-motile cilium assembly. Bases 88 to 543 code for a protein of 151 amino acids.